Messenger RNA from Melanotaenia boesemani (Boeseman's rainbowfish), 1223 nucleotides. It is a transcript of the gene cytl1, whose product is annotated as cytokine-like protein 1. The transcript has 4 exons. Gene Ontology annotation, biological process: positive regulation of transcription by RNA polymerase II. Bases 107 to 547 code for a protein of 146 amino acids. NCBI's taxonomy places the organism in Eukaryota, Metazoa, Chordata, Actinopteri, Atheriniformes, Melanotaeniidae. The record is from RefSeq and is a predicted model, not a curated record.
UUUUUUUGACUCCGUGCUUAAUACUGCAGCCAGCCUCCCUCUGUGCUGCUUGAAAGGCUGCACCAGCUGCUGGACCUGCAGUGGUGAGCGGCGGAGUGUUGCCGACAUGCAGCUGGGACUCGCAGCUCUCGUGUGCUUCUUCAGCUUUGUGCGGCAAACGGAGUGCGCACCUCCGACCUGCUACUCCAGAGCUCUUGGCCUGAGCAAAGAAAUCAUGACUCUGCUGAAUAAAAUCCACACCUACCAACGCACUAAAACAUGUGCUGAAGUUCUUCCUACAAUCUUCCUUGAUGUGCAUAACUCAUGCAUCACCAGCAAGCUUCGUGACUUUCUCUAUGUGGUGCUGAACCAUCCCAGCCAGUACUGCAGAGAGCGACCCAGAAUGGUGUUGUUGACUCAGAAAAUCCAGAAUUUGUACAACAUCAUUACCAGAAUUUGUUAUCGGGACUUGGUGUUUUUCACAGAUGACUGUUAUGCAAUUGAUACUGGACUCAGCACACCUCACUUUCCAGAUGACAGGCUCCAGUUACUUCAAGAAGAUAGAUGAGCACCACACAAAGCAGAUGACAGAUCUACACUGAGCUACAGCGUUCACAAAAAUCCAUAUUUGCAAAAAUGUAGAACAGCAAACAUGUACCAUUAUCAGCAAAGCUUGCGUUGUUUCAGAUGCAGCGUUAGCACAUCAUGUGGCUUUUCGCACACAAUGCCUUGUCCUACCUAUAGCUGGCUGGAUUAGCUACAAACUUAUGUUAGUGGAGAUGUGUGGUUACAUUCCAGCAAGGAGAGCAGAACUUUCCACAGGAAAUUUGCUGAAUGCCAACCAUGCCGAUGGAAGUCUUAUAAUAAUAAACCAAUAAGAGAUGUUUGUGAGCUGGGCUUAACCGCUGCUUACUUAGCAGGGCUGAUCAAAGGUUUAUGUGUCAUUAAGAGAAAUAUUUUAUGUUACCAUGACCUGUAGUUGGACUAACUUAUAUUAAAGAAGCACUAUAUGGCAUCCUAUAAACAUCUGAAGAGUUAUACAUGGUGGUUGAAAAGGUUAUGCAAGAAAAAAAUGUCCAAAACAUUACUGUGUCACAGCUGUACAGUGUGUUCCCUCUGAAUGUCUCCAGUUUUAAACCAAAUAAUGUCUGCUGUGUUGCUGCUUGUACUGAGGCUGGACGAAAUUUAUGUUUCUUUCUAAUGUUUUUUUUUUACUUAUGAUAAAUACACAACAGUGUUUUAAA